Molecule: messenger RNA, 2124 nt
Organism: Saccoglossus kowalevskii
Lineage: Eukaryota; Metazoa; Hemichordata; Enteropneusta; Harrimaniidae
Product: diacylglycerol lipase-alpha-like
Biological process (GO): diacylglycerol catabolic process; retrograde trans-synaptic signaling by endocannabinoid; arachidonate metabolic process
Cellular component (GO): postsynaptic membrane; dendrite membrane; cytoplasm
Molecular function (GO): lipoprotein lipase activity
Source: RefSeq, a predicted model, not a curated record
UCGAUCAGUGAUCAACUCACUAUGGAUGCAGUCAAUCCAACCAAUGGACAUGAUGAUGUCUCCAGGAAUGGCUAUUACCCAGAAACUGUGAGAAGAACGGAAUCCCUGUCAAGUUGGGAAUACCAGAAUACGGAAGAGAAAGAAAGCGAUGAAUGUCCAUCUGCUAGGAUACCACCGCAAUGUCAGGAUAUGUAUUCUGGAAAACAGAGUUCUGAAGCAAGUAAUGAUAUGGAGAGUAGUGGCAAUGAUGAAUGGCAUAGAGCUCCUCUUGCCAGACCAGAAAGUCUAUCAGCAUCAAGUUCUAUGUAUUCUGUUGUCUCAGAAUCCCGGAAAUCUUCAUUUAAUGCAAAAACUGGAAGGGCAUUCCGUCCUGAAGGAUACUGUUAUUAUGUUGAUCCUGUGGAAUCACCGGAAGAAGCUUACGGAAGAACAUUUGCACCAGCACCUUUAUCCGGCCGAAAUCAGAUAACAACAUUAGCCACAAUAGAAGGGACACCGACACACUACGUGGGCGGUGUGACGCCUGACUAUACAAACAAAGCGUCAGGUUUGGAGUACGUAAAUGAAACCCCACUUAGCACAGUUCAAAGUUCAGACUCAGGUGUUAUUACAACAGGUGAAGAUAUCCCAUUAACAGUUUUGACACGUCCCUUGCCUGAAGGUUCACCUCCACCCAAACCACCACGUUUACAAUCAAAAUCAAAUCAAGAUAAUCCAAAAGAUAUACCUCACCGUUCGUCACUGCCGACCUCACCCGCACCGACUCUUGGACGAGGUUAUACAGAGUACAUGCCUCUGAUUUAUCCUGACUUUGACGAUGGAAUGUUUAGUCCAAUUGUGAAAGAUGACAAUGCCAAGGAGACUGACAGAUUAACUGGUGAUGAGAGACAAUUUGUAACAUCCACACCAAGUGUCAAAAGAAAUCUAUCAAAGGAAUACCAGGGACUUAAGGAUUACCAGGGACUUAAGGAGACAAAGUGUUGAUAUUACCUAGGACUUAAGGAGACAAAAUAUUGAUUUUUAAAAUCAUUUUUAAUGUUGUCUUGAAAUCAAGAUAUUUUUUUUUCAAACCUGCUCUGGAUUUUUGUUAUCAUUAUUUACAAACUGUAUGCAAUAUAUGUUUUAUUUAUGAUUUAUUUUGCAAUAAGUGGUGGCCCUGUAAGUUACUGGUUUAUAUUUUUUUUUGAGAAGGUGUAUAUCACAUGUGAAUACAUUUGUUAAGUUCAUAUAACCAGUUUGGGUGAGUCAGGAUUCAGAAUACAAGACGAAAUGUGGAUCACAAACACUGCGAAUACUUUGUUUUUUUAAGUUUGAUACAUGCUGUGUAUUUAGUAUGACACUGGUAAAUAUAAAUUAAUUUAAGAAUUUUAAAACCCCAAACAAUGAAAAAAAAAACCAACCCCAACCCCAACCACAACCCUUACAACUAUACAGACCCCUCACUGACCUCCAACCCCAACCCUUACAACUAUACAGACCACUCACUGACCUCUGACCUUAACCAUUACAACUAUACCGAUUCCACACUGACCUCUGACCCUAACCCUAUUUGCUCACCACUAAGGUUCUCUGUUUUAUUUGAAGCUCAUGUAAAUUACAGAUGUGUUUUUUGUCUAAAUGAGUCAUAAUGAAGUAAACUAGAGUACCACAAAUAUGAUUUUAGGUUUGUAUAAACCCACAUUGCCAUCCCACUUCAUCAAGAAGCAGUUUAUGUUCAUUAUUGCAAUUCAUUUUCUAAAACCGUGUGAUGUAGAUUUCAUAGAUUUGGUUCUGCAUAGGCCUAGUGUAUACAUGAAUAUAUAAACAGAUACUCUCAACUGAUAUGUGUAAUGUAUAUAUCUCAAUCAUAGUUCAGCAGACUUAUUCAGUAAAUAACCCAUUUUGAAUAACUAUUUUGCUCCAUACAUCAAUGUUUAGUGGCAGUGAUUCCUUCCAGCCUUACUGGACUGUGAUAUACCCCAGAUGAUCCUAUUCUGAACUGUGUAUUUAAUUUGAAUAGAGUUGAAUUGACACUUGUCCACCCGAACUUACCAUGUACAUAUACCCAACAGUCACCUGACCUUACCCUGUUCCCAGCAAUCACCUGACUGCAUGCACACCUAUAUGACCACCUGACCUUACCCU